Molecule: messenger RNA, 2874 nt
Organism: Sparassis crispa
Lineage: Eukaryota; Fungi; Basidiomycota; Agaricomycetes; Polyporales; Sparassidaceae
Exons: 6
Coding region: 1-2874 (957 amino acids)
Biological process (GO): P-body assembly; cytoplasmic stress granule assembly
Cellular component (GO): cytoplasmic stress granule; P-body
Molecular function (GO): RNA helicase activity; ATP binding; mRNA binding
Source: RefSeq, a predicted model, not a curated record
AUGUCUCAGCCAGCCCGUCCAUCAUCAUCUACAUCCGACGCCUGGAAGGCCAGUCUGCGCCCACCACCAAGAGACGACCGUCCGCAGACCGAAGAUGUCACAGCCACCAAAGGCAUGGACUUCGAGGACAUGUUCCUCCGCCGUGAGCUCCUCAUGGGCAUAUUUGAAGCCGGGUUCGAGAAGCCGUCUCCCAUCCAAGAGGAAGCUAUCCCCAUCGCACUCGCCAAGCGUGACGUCCUCGCCCGCGCCAAGAACGGCACGGGCAAGACGGCUGCGUUUGUUAUACCUUCCCUCCAGCAGAUUGACGUGAACAAGAACAAGAUUCAGGCACUGCUGCUCGUGCCGACGCGCGAGCUCGCGCUGCAGACCGCCCAAGUGUGCAAAAUCCUCGGCAAGCACAUGGGCGUGCAAGUUAUGGUCACUACCGGUGGUACCACGCUCAAGGACGACAUUUUGCGGUUAUCGGAGGUCGUUCACGUCCUUGUUGGUACACCCGGUCGCAUACUAGAUUUGGCAGGUAAAAACGUUGCCGACCUAAGCGAAUGCCCUAUCUUCGUCAUGGACGAAGCUGACAAAUUGUUGUCCCCCGAGUUCGCCCCAGUAAUGGAGCAGCUUCUAUCGUACAUGGCCAAGGAUCGCCAGGUUAUGUUGUUCAGUGCCACAUUCCCCAUGAUCGUCAAAGACUUUAAGGAUAAGCACAUGCGAUCACCUUACGAGAUAAACCUGAUGGACGAGCUCACGUUGCGUGGUGUUACACAAUAUUACGCAUACGUUGAAGAACGCCAGAAGGUUCAUUGUCUGAACACGCUAUUCUCCAAGCUGCAAAUUAACCAAUCCAUCAUCUUCUGCAACUCGACCAACCGUGUCGAGCUGCUCGCGAAGAAGGUGACUGAGCUGGGUUACUCAUGUUUCUACUCGCACGCCAAGAUGCUGCAGUCGCAUCGGAAUCGUGUCUUCCACGACUUCCGGAACGGCGUGUGCCGUAACCUCGUCUGCUCGGACCUACUCACACGUGGUAUUGAUAUACAGGCGGUGAACGUCGUCAUCAACUUCGACUUCCCGAAGAAUGCGGAGACGUACCUUCACCGCAUUGGUCGUUCCGGGCGUUACGGCCACCUUGGUCUCGCAAUCAACCUCGUCACGUACGAGGACCGCUUUAACCUGUACAAGAUUGAGCAAGAGCUCGGCACGGAGAUACAGCCUAUCCCUCAAGCGAUUGAUAAGACUCUAUACGUCGCACCGAGCGCCAUCGAGGAGCCGGCAGAGCAAAAGAGCGCACGCACGACGCAGGCGCCCGUUCAGGCUCAGGGUCAGUCACAACAGAAGCAGCAGGCACCUCAGCAGCCGCAGUCGCAGGCACAGCUUCCUGCACAGGUCGUUUACAACUCUGCCCCCCUUCGCCAGAAUGGCGUGGCUGUACCGCAACAGUCACGACCAGUCUUCCAGACACCGUUCCGUGGGAGCGUACCCAGAGUUCGUGGGAUAACACGCCUACUGUCUGCGGGCGUUUUCACUACUAUGUCGAGCGCGAACUAUGGCCGGUUGCCGCUGCACGCCCUCUCACGAAGAUCAUCUGCAGACAGCUUAUCGUCUUCAACCUCUCCAGAUCCCUCUUACUACCCAACGCGCCGCCGGCGAUGGUACUCAUCCCUCUGGAACUUGCACCGUCCGCGGACGGUGCUCAUGCUCUUCAAAAUCUUCCUGGGGUGUGCCGUCCUAGUUCUCCUUGGCGGCUAUAUUCUCUGGGAGCCACACAUUGAGCUAGCUUUCUACUGGCGAGGCUGGCUGAAGCAGGAGAUAAAUACAGUCGUCCCACUCGCAGGCUGCUUUCGGCCAGAGAAUGUCUCGCCCCGCUACAACCUGAGCGCGGCUCUGCACGGGCAGAAGAAAACAGAGGUGCACGCGGGGCUCCCACUACGGCUAGGCGUAGACUGCUACGACUUCGCGGGGACGAUCGAGCCUGAGCCGCACGACGGCGUGGUGUUACUUCCCGACGAGCGCGUGCACUACCACACAUAUUGGCGGACGGACCUAGCGCCGUUCGGCGAGCGCCAGGAGUGGAUGCUCAAGUCGUUCUUCGCAACGCAGAACACGAACACCGCGCGCCUUGUGCUAUGGUCUAACGGAGACCUGUCGGACAACGCGAUCCUGCAGAGGUGGCUGCGACGUUUUCCGGACGCGUUUGUCUUGCAGGUGGUGAACUAUGAGGACUUGGCGCGGGGGACGGUACUACACGGUAGUGAGCUGCUGCGGGUGAAGGACACGAAGGCCUGGAUAGACGGAGAUUUGGUUAGGUUAUUGGUACUUUGGGCAUAUGGGGGCGUGUGGGUGGAUAUGGACUCGUUGUUGACGAGAGACCUCGCACCGCUGCUGGAGCAUGAAUUCGUCAUACAGUGGGAUUGUUAUGACAAAAUCUACGUGCCUUUCAAUGGUGCGCUGAUGCGCUUCCACGAGCACUCGCCCUAUCUCUGCGAAGCCUUCAAUAUCAUGGUAAACUCGCGACCCCCACGAGAGGGCUCGACCGACUGGGGUGCCCUCCUCUAUCUUAAACUCUGGCGGCGGCUCACGGCCGAGUCUAUUCCCCCAUUCAAAGUACUACCAUGGUGCUUCACCGACGCACGCUCGUGCCGGUUCGACAACCGACUGCCCGACCCGUUCGAGCAGGACCCUAUCAACGGGCAGUGGACGGUGGGCUACGGCAGGGAGGAGGGCGGGGGGCUAGACAGGGCGCUCGCCAAGGUAUUUUCGGUGCACCUCCACAAUCAGUGGCGCAAGCCGUUUCCCCUGGGCGGGUGGCUGGACCGGCUACUCCUCCGAAGAUAUGAUGCGAGGCUCAGCACGAGCUUUGGGGCGCGCGAGAGUGAGGAGUUGUGA